AUGAAUGUUCAUUAUCCAUACCUAACAUCAACUCCACCUGAGGACAACGCAUCCGAAGACGAAUUUACCGAUUCUGGAUCCGAAUAUUUUGUCCAGCGUAACAUUCCUUCAAUUGAAACCAAGGAAAUUUGUCUUAACACCGUUGAGAAUUGGAUAACACAUCGCGAGGAGACUGUGAUGCGCAUCGAUCAAUUCGUUCAAAAAAAUCACGUGAUAUUUAUUCGCGCUCCCCCGUUCACAGGAAAAACCUCAUUGUGCAUCCUGCUUGAGAAAUACUACAGAAAGAAAGGAACACCCGUGAUGCAUAUUUGUUUCCUGGGCGUAGAAGAAAUACCUUUCGAGGAAUUUUGGGUGAACGAAACGGGAAAAAGUUGGAAAUACUGGUUAAAUUCUAAACACGGUGAGCGAGUAAUCAUUCUCGAUGAUACUCAUCGUAUCUUCGAUGGUUCACGGUACGAAACAUUUUGGUUACGAAUAAAAUCUUUAUCCAGACAAAAAUCGCCCGUAAAAGUAGUGACCUUUUCGACCAGCGGUACGACUGCUCGGAAUCCGGUGGAUGCUCAGCAGGAAUUUGGUUUCGAAUUAAUUCGCUGCACUCAAUCUGAACUAUCAGAGCUG
Molecule: messenger RNA, 618 nt
Organism: Acaulospora morrowiae
Lineage: Eukaryota; Fungi; Glomeromycota; Glomeromycetes; Diversisporales; Acaulosporaceae
Source: the annotation of a GenBank genome assembly